GUGAACAUGGAAAGAAAGCCUACUUCGAGUUGAAAGCUGGCGGCGGGUUGAGUGUAAACACCAAUGAAAUUACACAGACCGAGAGGAAGGUCUGGAGAAGAUUCACAGCAUUACAGAUCAAGAGGAGUUCCCACUUGGACAAAUUUGAGAAAGAGGCUUUCGUUUGUCCUGACAGCGUUUGCUCGUUUAUGGUAGCCUGUUUAGAAAGGAGAGAUGAGUCUCGGAUCCUGAUUCGAGUUGACAAGCGCGCUCCACUACUGUAUCCAGUCUUUCAACCCCUCUCUCUCCGAAACCAGGAAAUCGUCGAGGUGUGCUUCUCUUUAUCCUGCUUGUGGAUCGUAGGCUACCCAUUUACGGGUAGAUAGAUGUGUAUCUCGCCAAUAUCCUCGUUUUUUAUUUUAUUUUUUUGCUUUUGAACCGCGGGCUUAGAUUUGAAGCCGAAAAAACUGCUUCGGAGAGGAUCUCCACUCGCCUAACAAUGAGUGAGUCCAGUAUAUGCCAGGCUCGGGCCACGGUGAUGAUCUAUGAUGAUGCGGAUAAGAAGUGGCUCUCGGCAGGAACAGGGCCUCAGGUCUUCAGCAGGGUCCAGAUCUACCACAACCCCUCCACUAACGCCUUCAGAGUGGUGGGACGCAAGAUGCAGACAGAUCAACAGGUGGUGAUUAACUGUCCGAUUGUGAAAGGCCUGAAGUACAAUGAGGCCACGCCCAACUUCCACCAGUGGCGGGACGCGCGGCAGGUGUGGGGGCUCAACUUCGGCAGUAAGGAGGAUGCCGCCCUCUUCGCCAACGGAAUGGCCCACACACUGGAAGUGCUCAACUCCCUGGCAGACGCAGGUUAUGCUACCCUCCCCCGCCCAGUGUCAAAUGGACCCUCCCCAGAGGAGCUGGAACAGCAGCGGAGGCUGGAGCAGCAGAGGCUGGAACAGCAGGAGAGAGAGAGGCAGGAGUGGGAGAGACUGGAGAGAGAGAGACAAGCUGCAACAGUGCCCACUCCCCCGGCUCCACCGUUGGCCCCCCCAGCACCUCCGGGCCCUCCUCCACCCCCCGGCCCUCCUCAGUCUGGGCCCCCUCCACCCCCUGGACCUCCUCCCCCAGGACCCCCGGCCGCAGGAUCAGGACCCCCACCUGCCCCACCGCUGCCCUCCCCGGGAGGAGAUGGGGGCCUAGGGGGAGGUGCAGGGGGCCUGGCGGCAGCCUUAGCCGGAGCCAAGCUCCGCAGAGUGGCCAAGGAUGAUAGUGGUAGUGGUGCUUUUGCUGCUGUUGCUGCUGCUGCUGCUGCUUCUUCUGCUGCAGCACCGGCUGCCAAGCCUGAUCAAAGCCGCACCAGUGCCUCCAUCGGUGGUGGUGGUGGUGGAGGAGGAGGCCUGAUGGGUGAGAUGGCAUCCAUCCUGGCACGGAGGAAAAAAAUGGCAGACGGUGGGGCUAAGCCACCUGCUAAGACAUCAGAUAAUGGUGACUCAGAGUCUCAAGGCCAAACUGACACUCUUGGAAGAAGACCUUGGGAGAAAUCAGCCACUAUGCCCAGGAAUAAUGUCAUCUCCAAGAGCAUGGACUCCACCUCUCCCUUGCCCCAGGGUCCCAGGGUGAAGCAUGCAGGUGGUAGUAAUGAUGCUGGAGGUAGUGAAGAGACCGAUAUGGAGAGGAUUAAACAGGAGAUUCUUGACGAGAUGCGAAAGGAGUUACAAAAAGUCAAGGAGGAGAUAAUCGGGGCCUUUAUUGAGGAGCUACAGAAGAGGGGCUCCACAUAGUUCUGCUAGAGUGGCGGGUGGAAUGGAUAGAGGAGGUUAUGGCCCUGUAUGGACCUCUCCCCUGUCACCCCCUCCAGUGUAGCCCAGGGAUUUUUAUUUCUCUCCCUCACACAUUCUCACAUUCACACACCUACAUAACUGCACACGAAACGUACAUGUUAACGCAGGGAACUGAUUCACAACCACAUUCAAACACAGGACUAGAUCACCUGCUAUCACCCCAGCUGCGAUGACACCACCUCUCCUCGCACAUCCCUUCUUGUAUCCAACUUUUCCUUCAUUUCAUGAGAACCACUGCAGAGCACAUAAUCACGGCUGCUGUUGCUCUUACUCCUUGUCAUGUACAGUUGUAUCUCUCCCCCCAUGUAUCUGCCCCAUAGAAAUCCUGCUCCUACUCACUCCCUUCGUCAGACAGACCAGUGUUUUUACUGGGGUCUUCAGUAUUCAGGGAAGAACAUAUCAUUCAUUCUUGUUACUUUAAUGACAGAGUGGUUGGUUGGCUUUUGUAAGAAUCCUCUUUAACCUGGCACAGCUUCAACCUCAAACACUGCCUUCAAAUAUAACAUUUUAGAUAACCCAAGACAACACAACAUAGGCCUAUCUUGAGAAUGUGUGGUGACGGGAGGACACUACCAGAUCGUUCAGGGACACCAUGGUGGAGGGCUUUCAUCCCCAGAACACACUACUUCCUGCAGGCCUGGUGCACAACAACAAGAGCUUAUACUGCCCCACUGCCUUGAAGCAAGGUCUACCGCUCCCAAGUGGACUGCUCUGUCAAUGGCCAAAAAAGAGACACUACACAAACUUCAAUUCUACAGACUUGGAUAAGUCAGAGGAAACAUGCAAAGGGAAUGUGAUGGACUGCCCGGAGUGCCGUGAGGGAGAAGAGUGCUGUGGUUCUGAGCUAUGGAGGGAAUCCUAGUUCUUUCUGCAUUACACUUGGCCCGGAGAAAGUAUAUUUUGUGCCACUUGCACUCUCAUCUUUACCUUCUGCUCAAAAUGAGACACUAAUCAUUGGCCACUGCAGUGGUCCUAAACUGUACUGUUUUUUCUUUUGUUUUCAGGUGUGUUUUCUAACUACAUUGAAAUAUAUAAAUUAAUAAAAUGGCCAUGACUAAGUCAAUUAAUUGGCCAUGACCAACUGCCUUGGAGUGUGUGUAUGUAUGUAUGUAUAUGUGUGUAUAUAUAUAUAUAUAUAUACACACACAUCUAUAUAUAUUUGUUUUGAGGGAAAAUGUUAGCAAAACUGUGAUGCUGUUUUCUAUUUUAAUUGAGAUGACUGGUGAAUGGGGAAUUGUUUUGAUUGUUUUCUUUUUAAGAUAUGUUAUUUUGGGUUACUGUUGUUUUUUUUCUAAUAGAGUAUAAGCUUUUUACACUGAAAUAUAAAUAAAACAACAUAGAGACACUGGAUUAAA
Molecule: messenger RNA, 3165 nt
Organism: Coregonus clupeaformis (lake whitefish)
Lineage: Eukaryota; Metazoa; Chordata; Actinopteri; Salmoniformes; Salmonidae
Product: vasodilator-stimulated phosphoprotein
Exons: 14
Coding region: 479-1750 (423 amino acids)
Biological process (GO): neural tube closure; actin cytoskeleton organization; axon guidance
Molecular function (GO): SH3 domain binding; profilin binding
Source: RefSeq, a predicted model, not a curated record